AUGGUGCAACUGCCGUCAUGGCUUUCACCAAAUUCCCGCCUGCCAACCUCUUCCACCAGCACAAGCGGAAGCCAUGUCACAUCAGCACCUCCUCUUCCCCGGACGGAUAUUGGACCAGCAGCUGUGCACCUUGAGCAUAAGUUAUUAGAGCUGUAUUGGGCUGGAGUAAGGCGUGAACUACCUCACAUUCUUCUCACCCUACGAAAAUGGCACCAAAAUCCAGAGUUUGCAUCUACUCUGCUCCCUGACGAAGACGACUUACUCAUACACGGCUAUGAUACCUUUCUCCACCAAGUCAGUGAUGGCUCAAACAGGUUCUACACGAGAAAUUUCGAUGCAGAAGGCGAAGAGAAAGAUGUUCCGCCUUCGUAUGAGGAAGCAAUGCGGUCUCGUGGCCUCGAUAUGUUCGCAGAGAUGAAGAGCAACCAGGUCAAAGCCGCCAUCAGAGACACUCUGGGAUCGCGUGAUAUCCCUACCAUUCUGAGGAGACGAGCUCGUGUGCUUCUUCAAUCAGCACAGUUCUUGGACAUUGACAAAGUAAUUGAGUAUCGGGAGCCCGAGAAGUUUAUGACAUUCUGGAGACGACCAGCUCCACCUCAGCUCACGGUGCCGUCAGUAGACCAAUCUCAAAUGCCAAUAAUGUCAUCCCAGCGGUGUUUUGAGUGCCAUAAGGUCGUUCGAGGGGCCACUUUCACCAACGUUCAAAAAGAAGAGAUGGUUGUUUGCGAGGACUGUUACCGGACCAACCAUUUCGGCCAACCUGACUUUGCCAAGGAGUACAAGACUUGUUGUUUGGCAAAGUCUAUCCAUCCCAAAAUGAGUCGCAAAAUAUGUAACUGCACCAUGGUUCGUCGAAGAGAUCAGGAUGGGAGAUUGUUGCCUUUGUGGCCGCUGACUACCGACUCAAACUCCCAUCAUGUCCAGGGAGGGAGGGGGAAGGUCAAUUGUGGACUGUUUGAGUUGACUGACAUGGUUGCUGAGGCCAAGUACGCCGCUACCAGAAUGAAGACAGAAGGUUCGACGACACUUGAAGCUGUUAGGCGUGAAGAGAUGGGUGUCGUUAAGGAUGAUAACCGUCCGAUGAAACUGAAAAAUAUCAACACAUCCUCUCGGCCAGAAUUUGGCUCUUCUUUUGGCGUGACAACAGGGUCACCGGAAGAUGUGCCAAUAUUUUUGCGAUCUAUUACAGAAAAGUACCCCUAUGGGAAUGUGCAUAUGGCCCUGAGGAUUGGCCCUGUGGUGAUUGAGAAUGGUGUCGAAAAUACUGGGGGCGGUGUGCUUCUAACGACUCGAGACUCGCCUCAACUCCAAGUGCUACUCGAUUCAAAAGUUGAUCAUCAAUACAGUCUGCUUCUUACGGGGUCGUCCGACCGUCACUUGUACUCGCAGUAUCGCCCACGCCCCUUGAAGAGAUAUAAGGCAAUGAUGAAGCAAAUUGUCGGUGGCGCAUUUUGUGGCCUCUUUGAUAUCGGACGUGAAAACGAAAUCAUAGAUUUACUAAUUGAAGAGAGCCUCCAUUUGGUAGAUGAAGGCAUCACAGCCGAUCAAAAAACGAAGCUUCUGGAUCACAGCGUCGAAAAGUUGCUCGCCAAGAUCAAGACAUACCUGUCCUCGAGAAUUGAGGCGUACCUAUCAAAUAUUGCAAAGCGGCUGCUCGAUCCUGACAUCAAGCUACGAUGGAACUUUCAGUCAAAUAAUUGUCAGAACUUUUGUGACAGUUUGAUUGAUCGUGCUUUAUUCGGAUCGCUGUUUGCACCACUGGAAUCGAAUUCGAAGAAACACAGCAAAACUUCCCCUCUGCCAAUGUACCUGAUGAGCUUUGUUUGUCGGCCAGGUGCCUAUGUUCAAUACAAAGCAAAAUCCAAGUACGAUGUCCCUAACGGCUUGACAGAGGAAUAUUUAUUGAAGUUUCGAUAUGGCCGACAUGACGAAUCCGACAUAAUAGACACCCUAGCUGAGUACUGGUACGACUGGGGCGGUUUCGAAGGGCCAAUCUACCGCUACCAAGAUAUAUUUCCCUGGGAUUGCACGGAAGCCUACGGUCGGUAUCCUAUUCGUUGCGGCAACUGCAAUAUCUCAAAGCAUGUAUUGGCAUUCCCUUUCGAUUCCUGGUCUAUUAUAUCUCUGCAUUUAGCCAGAGGGCGUGAGUUGUAUCCACGACAUCCGCUUCGUAACCUCUCCCCGGAUAAAGAUGGCACAAACGACCACAGCAGAAUCGCUCCUGGCCACAUGAGUGACAUUGAAUGGUUUCAAAACCGUUUAAACGUACUCCUAGCACAAGACUCAUUACUAGCCGCUGUCGUUGCCAUGGCCAAGUGCUCCCAGUUUCGAGAGUCCACAUCUUGGCUCCAGGACCAAGAAGAUGAGCGCAAAGAUAGACUGAAGCUCGGGGGUAUUCAUCGGGCUCAACCCUUCAGUCACCACUUUGAAAAGGGUGCAUACCAUCAGUAUUUUGUGGCGGAUUGGGCUUCACUGUCGCUUCCGUUACGUAUCAAAGCGUACGAGACUCUCAGAGACUGGCGAGCUACGAGAAUAGAUAUCAAAGACGAUACAAGUGACUCGGAUGGAGGCGGCUGUGGCGGCUGUGGAGGGUUUGUUGUGUUAGUUCCUGUGGAAGUGGUUGCGGGAGUGGUUGCGGAGGAGGGUGUGGCGGGUGUGGUUGAUAGCAGCAUGUUUUGA
Messenger RNA from Pochonia chlamydosporia 170, 2679 nucleotides. RefSeq lists its product as hypothetical. The transcript has 3 exons. Bases 1 to 2679 code for a protein of 892 amino acids. Lineage: Eukaryota; Fungi; Ascomycota; Sordariomycetes; Hypocreales; Clavicipitaceae. The record is from RefSeq and is a predicted model, not a curated record.